AUGCCACCGCGUCCUAAGGGGCACUCCGCAGUAUCGGCUGUUUCGGGGCCGCAUGGCGGGCAGGCCAGCAUACGCAAAGCUUACGAGGCCCUCGGUGUGCAGCACUUUUACGCAUCGCACGGAUCCCAUUACACCAAUCCUCACGAGGCCCAGAUAUUUGCUGCCGUGGCACAACUACUUGAUGCCAUCCCCCCAGCUGUUUGGCUGGGGAUGCAUGACCUCGAGCCUGACGUAGCAGCCGAUGACGAUGACCAAGACGACAGCGACGAUGAAGGUUGUCGCAAUGCUGACAAGGCAUACGGAUUGGGAGGAGGAUGGUUGGGGCCUGCGGCUGCUGGCGGUAUGGCGAUGGCUGUGGGCGUUCCCGAGGUGAUGCCGCCUGUGCCGCUGAGAGUGCUGGAUCUGGCAUGUGGCUCCGGAGAGGCGACUGCCGCCAUCACGGACUGGAACCAGCGGCACCCACUGACGGCAGCAGCGGCGCCGGCCGCUGUCACCGGCUUCCUACCACCCGGACAGCACAAGGGUCAGCAGCCCCACCAAGGUGUCCAAGGGCGCGGCCAGCGGCGUUCUCAAUCGACGGCUGCGACCGUCCCCGUGCUGCUGCCGUACGAUCUGCACAUCACGGCCUGCGAUCCAUACACGGGCGCUGCAUACGAACAGCGCACGGGCCGCGCCGCGCUCCGAUGGUCCUUUGAGGACAUCGCAGAUGGCUGUUUGGCAGAUUGGGAGCCAGCAGACAUACAGACGGCCGCAGCGGUGGUGAUGCCGCCGCCGUCGUCGUCGUCAGAGACUGCCCACUCUGGUGGCCACUCUGAUUCCGUUGACCUGGUUGUUCCACCACCGCCGAUAUUGCUGUCACCACCACAGCGACUAUCCCCCGGGGGACCCCAUUUUGAUCUAGUCGUCUGCUCCUUUGCACUGCACUUGUGCGAUCCCAGCCGACUGUACGGUACCUGUACGGCAUUGUCCUUGGCAGCCCGUUGGUUGGCGGUUCUGGCGCCUCACAAGCGGCCAGUGCUCGGUCCCGAUCUUGGGUGGCGGUUGGUGGCGGUUAGGCGGGUGGAGCGUACCCACUUGCGGUUGUACAGGUCACUCAGGGUGGCGCACCCAGUGGUGGCGGAGACGGAGCCGGAGGCAGGAUUGUCGGCUGCAGGACCGGCAGUUUAA
Messenger RNA from Volvox carteri f. nagariensis, 1167 nucleotides. RefSeq lists its product as uncharacterized. Lineage: Eukaryota; Viridiplantae; Chlorophyta; Chlorophyceae; Chlamydomonadales; Volvocaceae. The transcript has a single exon. Bases 1 to 1167 code for a protein of 388 amino acids. The record is from RefSeq and is a predicted model, not a curated record.